AUGCCUACCAGUGAUGUGAUGCCCGUGAACAAUGAAGCCACGAUCUCCAUCAAUUGGGCGCUUCCAUUGACUGGGGAAGCACAGGGUUGGCUCUUUCACAGGAUCCGGAAGGCCUUCGAAAGAGCUACAGCCAUCAUUGACCAACCUCAAGAUAGAAAGCGCUACAGGAUGAGCGAGGAAGACUUGUUUGCCAUGAGGAAUUUAGUAUGCCUAUGGUUUCAAGUCAGGGACUUCUGCUCUAGUCGCAUCUCCUCCUUUGAUGAGCUUGACAAUGCCAUUUGCACUGGGAGCACGAAGGAUCAUGAGCUGCAGAUAAUCUUGGAUUGUAGGCCAUCGCAGUUUGGGAUCAGCAUGCUUCCUUCAUCCCAACGGGAGGCUUUGGAAGCAGUUCGACAACAGGAAGAAGGGCACAGCUUUGAGGUUGAGAAGGAACGCUUGGCCAUUCGGGAUGCCCGGUGGACCUUUUUUCAAGCGGCCUUAGCUCGAGACCAGGCAAAGUUGCGAGUGAUCAAGGAAGCUCCUGCGAAGAUCGAUGCCCUUCGACAUCGAAAGCGAAUGCAGUGGAGAUUGGAGCAGGCCAAGCUGGGUGAGAAGGUCAUCAAGGCUUACAAGGACAAGUUUCUCCGGUGCGACCUGGUGAAUAAAGCAGAGCUGGCCCAACAAAAGAUCAAUGAAUUCCGCUCCUAUGUUGCACAGAGUAGCAGUUGCAAGAUGGAUGACAUCUACACAGUUUGCAUUGCCGACCUCAACGUUCCUGGUGCCAAGAGCUCUGAGGCCAUCAGCGAGUUGGCAGCGUGCAUGCAGUUCGUGAAUGACCAGUCCCCUGCUCAUUCGAUUGGCUUGCUUGAGAUGCCGGAGGUGGCCAAAAAGACUAGCAAACGUGGUCUUUGCGACGAGGAGCAGGAAGUCCAGACAUGCAUGUGGUCCUUGAGACAAACAUGCGACACCAGGUGGAUGAUUCCAUUUUCAGUUCACCCUUCGGCAGAGUUGCAGACCAACCGGAGGCGAUUCAACAGCGGGAGACUUGUGUGCAACAUCGAUGGUCAACAGGACAAUGUGUUCCUAACAGCGUCUGAGUUGGGGACCUGUGGAAGACCUUUGACAGAAGAGGUCGUUAGCCUACCUUUGUCCAAGGACAUGCUGCUACCUGAAAGCUUGAAUUGCGAGUCUGACCUGAAGCAAGCUGAGCGUCAGCGUCCUUCGGCUGAAGCUACACAAGCUCAGAAGGGAGUGGGUCGGUGGGUGGCCCUACUUACCUCGCUUUUGAACGUCUCUGAUGACACCUUCAAGAACAAACCUAUCAUCAUCCUCAACCUGACUGGCUAUGUCGAGGAUGUUUUCAACAUGCGCUUGGGGAGGCAGCCGUUGAGGGGUGGCGUGAAACCAGAGAACCUCUACUACCAGAGUGUGGGUUGGCUAUCCAAAGAGCCGUUUGGGCAUGCGCGAUUGGAGCGCGAGAUUACGGAGGCAUGGAUCCAGCGCAAGUUUGAGCACGGCGGCCACAAAUACGCUUGUGAUCCUCCAGAGUUGACCCAGGCUGAGAUUGAGGGCAUUCCUUCGGCAACAGCGGCAAUGGGAAACCUUGACAAGGUGGAGUUUGAGGUUCUGGAGCGAAUCAACGACAAGAUGAUGAUAAAGAGUGACGAACAUAAGUUCUUUUCAGCGCAGACUGGGGACAUCAAGAGUGAGUAUGACAACCUUCGCGAGCAGCACCUGGACUUGGUGGGGCGUCAGGCUGAGCAUCAGGUCAAAGCAAAAGCAGAUGAAGACAAUUCCCAGUCUCAACCAGUCCCUCCAGCAGCUGCUGGUGUGCAGUUGGAGUCGCUUGCCAAGCUGGAGUCUGACAUUGGGGUUGAGAUCAAAAUUGCUUCCGAGGUGAGCAAUGUGGAGCUUAUCAAGGCCAAGGAUGGGUCGCUGUGGCUGCUCAGUUCACAGUCUAAGACUAUUGGGAAACAUGUCCUUGUUGGCGGGUACGGAACUGGUCAGUGGCUACCUUCCAAUGAAUGCACAGAGCCAGCGGUUCCCUUUCAAGUUCCAGAUGGUGACAAAACACCAGUACAAAUUGAUGAAACCACCUUCGGUCCAGAGGGAGCGCAAGGGGUAAGCACAUUGAGCAUCUACAAGCUGUUGCUUCGCGCUGAGACGGAGAAGCAUGUGUCUCAGCACCGCGUGAGCUUCCUGAAGGUUGAACGGAAGCAGGCUGUGGAGGCAGGAGAGGACGGCUUCGAGGUGUCAGUGAGCAAGCCGAUGGUCUUCAAAGCUUGCAAGGACCCACGUGAUCCUGACAAAGUGACCUGCAAGAACGUGUUCAACAAGUUCAUCAAUCAGCUACCUGAUGCCUUGGUGACAGUGGUGCGUUUCAGAUUUGAGAGGGUUGGGCAGAAUUUUAAGGUGCAGCGUCCAUAUGUGCUCACCUCUAGGGCACUGAGCCUUGAGAAAGAGAAGCCACUGAAGCUGGCUUGA
Messenger RNA from Durusdinium trenchii, 2463 nucleotides. The record is from the annotation of a GenBank genome assembly. Lineage: Eukaryota; Dinophyceae; Suessiales; Symbiodiniaceae.